GCUUCUAAUCCAGACUGUAUGGUAUGUGGGCUGGUCACAAAUCCCCAUGUGGUCCGACAUCAUUGACAUGGCGGAAUCCCCCACCAAACCCUACUGGUAGUUAUUCCAGCUCGCUCGCCUGCCCGCCCAGCCAGCCAGCCCGGGGAUUUACCGGACUUGCCCGCCCGCCUGCCCGCCUCCCUCUUCCGAAGAACGAGCAGGGCCAUUCUCUCCAAGACAGCACCCCCGAGCCCCCGUUUCCAACACAAGGAGGCCCGCUGAGGAAAAUUCUCCAUGAAUGUACGUCACAAUGAUGAUGACCGACCAAAUCCCACUGGAGUUGCCAUCGUUGCUGAAUGGGGAGGUAGCUAUGAUGCCUCACUUGGUCAAUGGAGAUGGGACUCAGCAGGUCAUUUUUGUCCAAGUUAAUCCAGGUGAAACUUUUACAAUAAGGGGAGAAGAUGGGACUCUUCAGUGCAUUCAAGGACCCGCAGAGGUUCCCAUGAUGUCGCCAAAUGGAUCUAUUCCUCCCAUACAUGUGCCUCCAGGUUAUAUAUCACAGGUAAUAGAAGACAACACGGGUGUUCGCAGGGUGGUGGUCACACCUCAGUCUCCGGAGUGCUACCCUCCCAGCUACCCUUCCGCCAUUUCUCCGACCCACCACUUACCCCCGUAUCUUACUCACCACCCGCAUUUCAUUCAUAACUCUCAUACGGCUUUCUACCCACCGGUGACUGGGCCUGGAGACAUGCCACCCCAGUUUUUCCCUCAGCAUCAUCUCCCCCCUACAAUCUACGGAGAGCAAGAGAUUAUACCACUAUAUGGAAUGUCCAGUUACAUAACCAGGGAAGAUCAGUACAACAAACCACCGCACAAAAAAAUCAAAGAACGGCAGAUCGAUCGCCAAAACCGUUUGAACAGCCCCCCUUCGUCCAUCUACAAGAGCCAUCUAGGAAACUGUUCCACAGUGUACAAUGGCACCAUCAAGGCUCACAAUGGAGCCGCAAACGGGGGAGGAGGAGGAGCUGCCAUGCCCGUCGUGAAAAAAACCGAACGCAGAGCAAGAAGCAGCCCAAAGUCAAGCGAUCAGGAACUGCAUGAAUGUGAUACAGAAACAAAAAGGGUUCAAGAUGUCCUUUCUGGAAUUGAAAAACCGCAGGUUUCCGAUAUCCAGGCGAGGACAGUUCUGCUCACAUGGUCUCCUCCAAAUGACCUUCUGAGUGUGGAUAGGCACAGCAACGGUUUGCCUUAUACCUGUAUUUACGAAGUUGCCUUAUCAGACAAAGGGAGGGAUGGAAAGUACAAAAUGAUUUACAGUGGAGAAGAAUUGGAAUACAAACUGAAAGAUCUUAGGCCAGCAACGGAAUAUCAUGUCAGGGUAUAUGCCGUCUACAAUUCAGUAAAGGGAUCCCGUUCAGAACCCGUUAGCUUCACCACGCACAGCUGUGCCCCGGAAUGUCCUUUCCCACCCAAACCUUCGCACAGGACCAAAAAUUCCCUAACUUUACAGUGGAAGGCCCCUAUCGACAAUGGUUCAAAAAUCACCAGCUACCUUUUAGAGUGGGAUGAGGGAAAAAGAAGCAAUGUUUUCAGAGAAUGUUACUUUGGGAGCCAAAAACAUUACAAGCUGACGAAGCUUUGUCCGGCUGUGGGCUACACAUUCCGAUUAGCAGCUCAGAAUGACAUAGGCAUGAGUGGCUUCAGCCAAGAAGUUGUAUGCUACACGUCAGGGAAUAUUCCUCAAACCCCUUCCGCACCGAGGCUUGUCCGUGCUGGAGUCACCUGGGUCACCCUGCAGUGGAACAAAGCAGAAGGCUGCACGCCAGAGGAAGUGACCACCUACACCCUGGAGAUUCAGGAGGAGGAUAAUGAUAGUGUGUUUCACCCAAAGUACACUGGAGAAGACCGAACAUGUACUGUGAAAAAUCUUAAAAGAAGCACACAAUAUAAAUUCAGGCUCAUUGCCUCCAACGUAGAAGGGAAGAGCAGUCCCAGCGACGUCUUGGUCUGUACAACAAGCCCUGAUAGGCCGGGGCCUCCCACCAGACCCGCCGUGAAAGGGCCAAUCACAUCUCAAGGCUUCAGCGUCAAAUGGGACCCUCCUCAGGAUAAUGGUGGUUCAGAAAUCCUAAAUUACCUGUUAGAAAUUUCAGAAGGAAGCUCUGAAGCAAAUCAAUGGGAAGUGGCUUACAGAGGAUCGGCUACAGAAUGUCCGUGUACUUACUUGAAACCAGGGACUUUGUAUAAGCUCCGGGCAUGCUGUAUUAGCACUGGUGGACACAGCCAGUGUUCCGAAAGUUUACUUGUCCGUACACUAAGCGUCGCUCCAGGCCAGUGUCAGCCACCCAGAGUACUUGGCAAACCAAAGCAUAAGGAAGUGCAGCUGCAAUGGGAUGCUCCUCCUGUGUCAGACAGCAGUUGUCACAUCUCAGCAUACAGUGUCGAAAUGACUGGCCCCGAAGAGGCGACAUCGGAGGUGUAUCACGGUCCAGGUCUUGAGUGCACGGUCGGCAAUCUCCUGCCUGGGACAACCUAUCACUUCAGAGUGAGGGCCCUGAAUGACGGAGGGUAUGGGACGUAUUCCGAAGCCACGAUAAUCACAACGGCUGCUGGGCCCCCCGGGCAGUGCAGAGCACCUUCCCUUGCCUUCAUUUCUGAUACAAGUGUACUUGUUAGCUGGGAGAGUCCCGAGAGCUUUGGUGCUGACAUCUCAGAAUACAGACUGGAGUGGGGAGAAGACGCAGAGUCCUUAGAGCUCGUGUACAGUGGCACAGGCAACUCCUUUGAAAUCAGCCAGUUAUCAGCCGCAGCACACUAUUUCUGUAGGCUACAGGCAAUAAACCAGGCAGGAGCAGGACCUUACAGUGACCUGGUGACCUGUACACCCCCAGCGUCAGUCCCUGAUGCUGUGACCGCUCUCUGCGUAUCCGAUGAUGAGCACUUGGAUGCCUCUCCAGUUUCACCCUUUGUGUGCCUUGUAUUGAACUGGGAAGAACCGUGCAAUAAUGGGUCUGAGAUCAUUUCUUACAACGUCGACCUGGGCGAUGUUAUUAUCCCGGUGGGGAACGUCACAAGUUACGUCGUUAGCGACCUGCUUCCAGAAACCACAUUCCGGAUCCGGGUUCAGGCUGUAAAUGACAUCGGAGCAGGACCUUUUAGCCACUCGAUUAAGGCCAAGACCAGGCCUCUGCCCCCCUUACCUCCUCGGCUAGAGUGCACUGCAGCGGGUCCUCAGAGUCUGAAGCUGAAGUGGGGAGAGAGCAGCUCCAAGCAGCACACUGCCGACGACAUGCUGUACAUCUUGCAGAUUGAGGACAAGAACAAGAGAUUUAUUCCAAUCUAUAGGGGACCAAGUCACACCUACAAGGUACAACGGCUGAUGGAAUUCACCUGCUUCGCUUUCAGAAUACAAGCCGUAAAUGAAGCUGGGGAAGGACCUUUCUCCGAAGUGUUCACCUUCAGCACAACCAAAUCCAUUCCCCCCGCCAUCAAAGCCCCUCGAGUGAGACAGCUGGAAGGAAACGCCUGUGAAAUCGCUUGGGAAGCUGUACCCCCCAUGAAGGGAGAUCCUAUCAGCUACAUUCUGCAGGUCCUGGUUGGAAGAGAGUCUGAGUACAAACAGGUGUACAAGGGAGACGAGACGACGUUCCAAAUCUCAGGCCUUCAGACGAACACAGACUACCGGUUCCGUGUGUGUGUUUGCCGCCGGUGCUUGGAUACCUCACAAGAACUUAACGGACCUUUCAGCCCAUCUGUUGCCUUUCUGCUCCAGCGGAGGGAGCUGAUGCUCACCGGGGAAAUGGGAAGGAUAGAUGACGCAAAGACGAAAAGUAUGAUGCCUUCGGAUGAACAGUUUGCCGCCCUCCUAGUCCUCGGCUUCGCCAGCGUCUCCAUCUUAUUUGCCUUUAUACUACAGUAUUUGUUUAUGAAGUAAAGAGUCCCAUUACAAAGGUAUCAUUUUAACUAAUGCUACGCAUUAUCCACAUGUUUUAUUCAGAUAUUCCUCUUAUUUUUAUUUUAUUUUCUCCUUCUCUUUUUUUUCCCAGUGGUGUUUUCCAAUACAUUUUAUACAUUUUUCCUGGAUUAAUGUGGGAUGGGGUGGGCAUAGGGAUAAGCCCUAUUUA
This is a messenger RNA of Lacerta agilis (Sand lizard), 4103 nucleotides long. It is a transcript of the gene FNDC3B, whose product is annotated as fibronectin type III domain containing 3B. The coding region runs from base 278 to 3913 and encodes 1211 amino acids. NCBI's taxonomy places the organism in Eukaryota, Metazoa, Chordata, Lepidosauria, Squamata, Lacertidae. Gene Ontology annotation, molecular function: protein binding. The record is from RefSeq and is a predicted model, not a curated record. The transcript is spliced from 26 exons.